Nicotiana tabacum (common tobacco) is the source of this 1739-nucleotide messenger RNA. The record is from RefSeq and is a predicted model, not a curated record. NCBI's taxonomy places the organism in Eukaryota, Viridiplantae, Streptophyta, Magnoliopsida, Solanales, Solanaceae.
AUACUCUAGCUGUAUGUGUGUAUCUUUUUAUAUCGAUGAUGUGGUCAGCUGGAUUGGGGGCGGAGCUAGAGACCAUAAAUUACAUGUAAAAUUAAUUUUUUUUUUUAUUUUUUUUUUAUGUAUUUAUACUAGAUGUUGAAUCCCUUGGUUUCUUAGUAUAUUUUUUUCUAGUAAAAAUUCGAAUAAAUCACUAUUCUGAGACCUCGUGAUUAUAUUUGGUCACAUGAUCAAGCAUAUAUCAAAUUUUACCAAUCCGAAAAAUUAAAUGUUUUAAUCAUGGUCCAUUUUUUUUGAUUUUUUGUUGUUGACUACGGUGGUGUCUGAAGGGUAGGUACCUGCUACCGGGAAGCUCUGCUCACCAAAGCUUAGGCAAAUGAGGCCAUGGCAAUGGAAUGCUUCACAUGGACUACAGAACUGUUGGGUUCACUAUUUCCUGCAAUAUGGAAAGGUGAAGAAGAAAUUACUGAAACUUUCGAACGUUUGCCUGAUUGUCUCAUCAUUGAUAUUCUAAGUAGACUUCCAACAUAUUCUCUUCUUAGAUGUAGAUGGGUUUGUAGGCAUUGGAGAGCUUUGGUCUCAUCACAUGACUAUUUUAUCACCUUAUAUGAUGAUCUCAGUAGAGCUAGUAGACCCCUGAUUCUCUUACAGGAUUAUUUGACUAUCAAGCACGGGCAAGAUCUUUAUGUUGUUGGUGAAAACCUUAAUAAUAAGAAGAAGGUCGCCUUCAAGCAACUAUAUCUCAGACCUGAGCUUAUGAUUAAUAAAUAUUGGGAUCACCAACUUGUUCUUACGUACUCUUGUCAAGGAGUUCUUCUGUUUGGUGACUUGAAGUGGCAGUCUACUUAUUAUGCUUUUAACCCGAUAACACAAGAAGAAGUAGCUGUACAACAUACACUUCACCCCGGCUACUUAUGUGCGCUUUAUUUUUGUCCAUACACAAGACAAUUCAGGCUUCUUUAUGCCCAAGUACGAGGCAGUUGUUGUCAGUAUUUUGUAUAUAUUUUUAGGAAGUGGACAUGGAGGAAAAUUCGCUCGUCCUCCUCUUUCAACUUUUUGUCAUCUGGUGACACUCCAGCAGUUGUGAGUGGAGCAUUGCAUUGGAUCAUGGACCACGAUUUAGAAAAGAAAGAUAUUCCUCCUUGUGCAAACGGAAUCAUGGUUUUCAGAAUGGAUAAGGAAGAACUCUCUACUAUCCCUCAUCCUGGAAGCAUGUGCAACUCAAAGCGAAGGCAUCGAACUAUGACUCUUUUGGUGAAGGAUGAUAGUUUGUGUUUCUGUAACUUGCUUAUCUCUAACUAUGUAGUGGAUAUAUGGAUCUUGAAGGACUAUGAAAUGCGUAUAUGGAUCAAAAGGUACAAUAUUGAUCUCUGUGAUGAGAGAAUUUUCCCUUUUAGUUUGUAUUUCAUGGAAAUUUCAUCCCUUACCAGCGACAUUUGUGGGCGGAUAAAGCUUUUGAACAUCCAAGAAGGUGAACUUUUGCUUCACUUGCUGGGUCAAGGGUUAUUUCUUUAUAAUUUAGAUCAUAGAACAGUGAAGAGAAUUGAAUUGCCGCCACGCCAGAGCGGAUGGGGACUGUGGUAUACUCCUAUGCCUUAUAUGAAGAGUUUCUUAGCAAUAGCCUAAUUCCCGUAAGUUUUUUGUUCUUAUUAGACCUUUCUAAGUUUAGCAUUUUUUUUCAAGUUAUCAAAUGGUGUUUUAGCUGAGUUGGUAGUAUAAUGAAACUAGCUAGUGUAUAUCAA